Molecule: messenger RNA, 1614 nt
Organism: Dreissena polymorpha
Lineage: Eukaryota; Metazoa; Mollusca; Bivalvia; Myida; Dreissenidae
Product: sialate O-acetylesterase-like
Exons: 10
Coding region: 97-1578 (493 amino acids)
Biological process (GO): carbohydrate metabolic process
Molecular function (GO): sialate O-acetylesterase activity
Source: RefSeq, a predicted model, not a curated record
CGUACACGUUUACCAAGGUUUUCCUAUCUUAUCAAACAAAUAAAAGUCUUAUACUAUUACUGAACUUUUCAUUCCUUAUGAAAACCGAAUAGUAAUAUGAUCAAAAUAAAUAUUUUGAUCGUCACGCUCAUACUUGGUGGCAAAUGUGAUGGGUCCACUCUACGCUUUGCCAACUAUUAUGAGAGCCACAUGGUACUUCAGAUGGCUCCAAAACGGGCCAACAUCUGGGGACUGGGGACAAUACAUCACAGAGUAGAUGUAUUUAUUGACGGCAAAAACGUCAGUUCCACCACCGUCGACCAACACUCCCAAUGGCGACUGUUGCUUCCAGCAAUGCCCAAAGGCGGACCGCAUGAUAUAAUGGUAACAUCAGGUACCGAACACGCCACGAUUCAUGACGUCUUGUUCGGAGACGUGUGGAUUUGUUCCGGACAGAGUAACAUGGGUUUCACUGUAGAAAGGCUGAUGAACAUGUCAACAACCAUAUCAGAUGCCCAAGCUACCAGUGGUCUGAGAAUUUUCAAAGUGAAGACAGUUGCAUCUAAUCAAACACAAAGGGAGCCCCAAAUUGCUGGACAUUGGCAACAUCCGGAAAAUGAUAAUGGCACGAAGACAUUUUCUGCCGUGUGUCUGUUAUACGCCCUCAAACUUGCUCCGCAUUUAAACCGACCAAUCGGAUUAGUGGAAUCGGCUUGGGGCGGGACUCCCAUUGAGGCGUGGUCCUCACCCAAUGCAAUAGACGCUUGCAAGCACCACGGGGCAACCAGAGCCACGCCGCCGCAUGCCAACAGCGUCCUGUGGAACUCAAUGAUUGCUCCGAUAACUCCAAUGACAGUGACAGGCUUCAUUUGGUACCAAGGGGAAACCAACGCGUACCGUGCUGCGGCUUAUCAGUGUCAGUUUGCCGCCAUGAUCAACGAUUGGAGAGCUAAAUUCCGGGCGUCGUCGCACCAAAAUGCUACUGCAAAACUUCCAUUUGGCUUUGUUCAGCUGGCAGCAAAUGAAAACAAAACCAUGCAUUCUGGAUGGCCGGAUUUGCGGUGGUCACAAACGGGUGGUUACGGCUACGUCCCGAACCCUUCUCUACCGGAUGUGUUUAUGUCAGUGGCAAUGGAUUUGCCAGAUUUCAAUUCGCCCUACGGCUCAAUCCAUCCCCGUGACAAGUACGACGUGGCGGACCGCCUCGCUCUGGCAGGAAGGGCUGUGGCCUACGGGGAACAGGGUCUGGAUUUUCAGGGGCCCUUCCCCACCCGUAUUACCACAGGAGGAUCCGGCGUGACUAUCGAGUACGAUAACGGCAACAAACCCAUCGCGGUCCGGGUCAACCACGGCUUUGAGAUUUGUUGCGGACACGUGGGGGACCACAACUGUACAACGAACCACUUCGUAGCGGCGCCCAUAGUCUCCCAUCACGACACAACAGUCACCAUUAGUGCGUCUGGAUGCCAUGGAAACACCGUUGUCACCUCAGUCAGAUACGCGUGGGAAAUGAGUCCGUGUAAUUUCAAAAUGUGCGCCGUUUACGGCCGGGAUAGCGACCUCCCAGCGCCGAGCUUCUUGAGAAACAGACCCUUUUAGUUGCAAUACAAGACGAAUUACACAUAUGUAUAAAUA